GUUUAGCGCCAUACGACUGGUCCCGUUGGACUCGUAUGGUAAAUAAACCGUCCCGGAGUUGCGGUGGAAACCUCGCAUGCAUUUAUAGAAACAAAGCGUGGCGUAGUCCUCCACCGGAUCCCCUGAUUGGUCUGACGAUCCGCAACAAUUAAAAAAGAUUAAAAAAAAAACUCACCUGCGCCUCCCCAGCAAAGGAAAGUUGAUACUGGGGGACUGACGAUCAUCGGGCAGCCCAUCUUAAAAACAACGCGAUUCUCUCCCGUCUGACAACUUCCUGCCAUCUUAUUUUAUCGAUUCAUUCAAUUUACUCUCUUAACUACCCGUCCUUUACUCACGGUCGGUUUCUUUCAUCUAUCUCUCUCUCCCCCUUACUGCCGUCACAUCCACCGGAAUCUUCGCCAUACAUCCACUCAGAUUCACACAUAGAACAACUUCCACAUCAGCACCGUCAUCAUGGGUAAAGGCGGUCGGGUUUUGUGUAUUAUCACGCCGUAUGCACUCACCAUCGCUUCGUUGGUAUGCCUCAUCAUCGUCGGGCUGGGCUGCACAAAUUCUGGCUCAAGCACAUUAAAUGACCUCUACUUCUUUCGGGCCGAUCUACAAAACAUGACAACAACCGCAUCGAGCAAAAGUACAGUAUCCCAAGCGCUCUCCGAUGCCGGUGUGACCGUGUCAGAUGGAGAUAUCUCCGCGGCCUUGGAACAGGUUCAGAAGCAGUUUGACCUUAAGGACUUUUACAACAUUGGUCUGUGGGGCUACUGUGAUGGAAAUAUCACCAACGACAAGUUCGAAGUUUCGGAGUGCUCGAAGCCUAAAGGAGAGUUCUGGUUCAACCCCAUCGAAGUCUGGAACUUGGAGGAGACCGGCGUCGAGAAUGGCCUCCCCAGUGGCCUGCGCAAGUCUUUGAACCUCUACAAGAAUGUCUCCAAGUGGAUGUUCAUCGCCUAUAUCGUCGCCUUCGUCGCCACGGUUGUCGAAUUAGUCGUCGGUGUCUUCGCUAUCUGCAGUCGCUGGGGGAGCUGUGUCACCACGCUUGUCUCUGGCGUUGCUUUCCUCUUCACUGCCGCUGCCUCCGUCACCGCGACGGCCAUGUUCGCCACCGUCACCGGCGCCUUCAACGAGAACCUGAAGGACUAUGGUAUGCACGGUAGCAUGGGAAAGAACAUCUAUGUCACCACCUGGUUGGCUGUCGCCUUCUCCUUGGGAGCUGCUCUGUUCUGGAUGCUCAGCAGCUGCUGCUGCUCCGGUCGCUCCCCCUACAACCACAAGAACACCCCCCGCGGUGUCACGGCCGAAAAGACCCCGUACACCUAUGAGCCUCUCGGCCCUCAGGGCAAUCAACAGGCCUCUCCCUACAAUACCUCCUACCCGCCACCCCCUCCUCCUACUCAGAACCGGUCAAAUGCCUAUGAGCCCUUCCGCCACGUCUAAACGAAACCAUACAUGAGCCAACCCUUUUCAAAACAAGUCAACAAAGAACAUUCUUUCUAAAAAAAAAAUAUCAUGGUCAUACAACUCGACCAAUGACAAACUGAUGAUCCAAUUGAGCUUUUAUUGAAACAUCUCAGCGAGGAUCCUCAUUUAUGAACUUAAUGCCAAGUUGCAGCAUGGGCCGUUUGUGAUUUGUAUUGUACUUCUGUGUUUUAUUAUUCGGACUGGGUGGAUAAAUAAUUCUCCCCUGUUUUCUUCGCUUGCUCUGGAAUUUUACCAUGGAUAUAGAUUGAUGUCAAUGACAUAGAUACCCUCCUUCAAUUUACCUUCUACUUUACAUUGACAUUAUUCCUCACCGUGAGAAGUAACAUUUUGAAAUAUGUCUCUAGAUCUUGGAAAUAUCGCUUUCUGAAAUGUGCUUUUGCACUCAGUGAAUUUGGAUUGCAUACAUAGGAAUAGUAUUCAGCAGUUGCUCAAUGGUA
This is a messenger RNA of Aspergillus pseudonomiae, 1913 nucleotides long. RefSeq names its product SUR7/PalI family protein. Gene Ontology annotation, cellular component: plasma membrane; cell cortex of cell tip. The record is from RefSeq and is a predicted model, not a curated record. Gene Ontology annotation, biological process: fungal-type cell wall organization. The transcript is spliced from 2 exons. The coding region runs from base 454 to 1431 and encodes 325 amino acids. Lineage: Eukaryota; Fungi; Ascomycota; Eurotiomycetes; Eurotiales; Aspergillaceae.